Messenger RNA from Hemibagrus wyckioides, 3055 nucleotides. RefSeq names its product thymidine phosphorylase (gene tymp). Lineage: Eukaryota; Metazoa; Chordata; Actinopteri; Siluriformes; Bagridae. Gene Ontology annotation, cellular component: cytosol. Gene Ontology annotation, molecular function: 1,4-alpha-oligoglucan phosphorylase activity; pyrimidine-nucleoside phosphorylase activity. The record is from RefSeq and is a predicted model, not a curated record. The transcript has 9 exons. Gene Ontology annotation, biological process: pyrimidine nucleobase metabolic process; pyrimidine nucleoside metabolic process. Bases 1 to 1356 code for a protein of 451 amino acids.
AUGUCGCACACAGCGGGCCGCAGUAGCUUCCCAGAGAUGAUCAUGAAGAAACGAGAUAGCGUUCAGCUGAGCCCAGAGGAGAUCCAUGACUUUGUAGAAGGAGUCACAUCUAAAACCAUGCAGCAAAGUCAAAUAGGUGCAAUGCUUAUGGCCAUAUGGCAGAAAGGUAUGGAUUUUGAUGAAACCUUAGAGUUGACAAAGAAGAUGAUGAACUCAGGUGAAGUUUUGCAUUGGAGCCAGGAUUGGCUUGUGGUAGAUAAACACUCGACAGGUGGAGUCGGGGACAAAAUCAGCCUCAUACUGGCUCCUGCUUUGGCUGCUUGUGGGUGCAAGGUUCCUAUGAUAAGUGGACGUGGACUGGGACACACUGGAGGCACACUGGACAAACUCGAGUCCAUCCCAGGGUUCAAAAUCAACCUGACAGUGGAAGAGGUGAAGCAGACACUGCAGGAUGUAGGCUGUUGCAUUGUGGGUCAGACAGAGACUCUAGUACCUGCAGAUCGUAUCCUCUACGCUAUCAGGGACAUCACCAGUACUGUGGACAGUGUCCCACUUAUCACAGCAUCAAUAAUGUCAAAGAAGGCAGCAGAAGGAUUAAGUGCACUUGUGUUAGAUGUGAAGUUUGGUAAAGCUGCACUCUGUAAAGACCUGGAGAGCGCUCUGCAACUUGCCCAGUCACUGGUUACAGUAGGAAACAAACUGGGUAUAAAAACAGGGGCGGUGUUGAGCCGGAUGGACACUCCUAUUGGCCGAUGUGUGGGACAUACUCUAGAGGUUUAUGAAGCUUUGGAAUGCCUCAAAGGUCAUGGCCCUGAUGACCUAAGGAACCUGGUCACAACACUGGGUGGCUGCCUGCUGCAGAUGAGUGGCCGAUCAGCUACACUGGAGGAUGGAGAGAAUGCAAUCAGUGAGGUCCUGAAGAGUAGGAAAGCCUUGCAGAAGUUCCAGGACAUGCUUGUGGCCCAAGGGGUGAAUGCGGAAACAAGCUGUUCCCUCUGCUCAGAAAAUGCUGAAUACUUUCAGUACCUACAGCGUGCACAGUACCAGACAGAGCUUAGAGCAGUGGAUGAUGGCACAGUUUUGGGCGUAGAUGGAAAGGCCAUAGCUGAUGUCUUGCACAAGUUAGGAGCAGGCCGCUCCAAAACUGAGGACCAGAUCAAAUACAGUGUAGGAGCAGAGCUCCUGGUAGACCCGGGACAACCGAUACAGAAAGGUCAACCCUGGAUCAGAAUCCAUCAUGAUUGUGAAAAAUUGAGCUCACAGCAGCAGCAGAACCUAGAGGGGGCUUUGGACAUCGGCAGUGCAGAUGUUUACCAGGACAGUCCCCGAGUAGCAGAGUUCAUCCUACCAAACUGAUGUUUCCCCUGACACAGCUGUCUGAACCUGGUGCAAGCACAGUGGACUUUUUUCUGGUUAAUUAAAAUGUUUUUAAAGCACUGUACUGAUCAUACAGUGGAAUAAGGAUCCACUUUAACUGUUCUACAUUUUUAGUCUUACAACCUGGAACAGAAAUGGACCUACCUGGAGUUAUAUUUUAUCUACAAAAAAAAUUUACAUUUGUUUUUAAAGACAAAAAAUGCAAAAGUUUUCACCCCCAGGUGAUCAAUUCAUUAACCCAUUGAAUUAGUUCUGGUGCAGUCAGUAUCCAGUAGAAAUCACAUAAUCAGUGUGUAAUGAAAGUGACAUCACAUGAGACUGUCCCGAGGAAGACCUCAGAGUAUGUUGGAGAAUGUAGCUAAACAAACUGAUUCAGGAAAACCAAAGAGCUAUUCACCAACAAGUCCAGGUCAAAGUUAUGGAAAAGUAUUAAUCAGGGUUUGUUUAUUUAUAAAAAAAAGAGUCUUACAUUUUUAGCAUCCUGCAAAUAAAACUAUUGACUGGAUUAUUAAAACAUGCAACGAAUAUGAUGCAACAAAAAAUUCUGCCUAGAGGAGGCUGUGAAGCAGACGAUUAGUGAGAGGACCAAUGACGAGCCCAAGGAGGCUUUCAAGCCCAUGAUACUACCACCACCAUGCUACAGUGUAGAGAUGGUGCUCAUUCCCACUAGUUCCAGGUUGUAACACUACAAAUAUUCAAGGGAUGAAUAUGAUGUUCACACAAGCAACUAUAUUAUUGCAUUAUUAUUAUUAUUAUUAUUAUUAUUAUUAUUAUUAUUAUUAUUAUUAUUAAGAGGUAGAAAGGUGUCAGGAGUUCUGUACGAUAGAAAAAUAUCUGCAAAAAAUCAAGAGGAAGGUGUACAAGACAGUGGUGAGACCGGCCAUGCUGUAUGGUUUAGAGGCAGUGUCACUGAGGAAGAGACAGGAGUCAGAGCUGGAGGUAGCAGAGCUGAAGAUGUUGAGGUUCUCUUUGGGAGUGACACAGUUGGACAGGAUUAGGAACGAGUACAUCAGAGGGACAGCUCAUGUUGGAUGUUUGGGGGACAGAGUUAGGGAGGACAGAUUAAGAUGGUUUGGACAUGAUCAGAGGAGGGAGACUGAGUAUAUUGGUAGGAGAAUGUUGGACAUGGAGCUGCCAGGCAGGAGGCAAAGAGGAAGGCCAAAGAGGAGGUAUAUGGAUGUAAUAAAUGAGGAUAUGAAGCUAGUGGGUGCAAGUGUUGAGGAUGCAGAGGGUAGGGAUAGGUGGAGAGGGAUGAUAAAUCGCUGUGGUGACCCCUGAAGGGAAAAGCCAAAAGAUGAAGAUUAUUAUUAUUAUUAUUAUUAUUAGCGGUAGUAGCAUAUAUUAUUGUAAUGGGAGGGUUCUAUGUAUGAAUAGAGAUUAAGAGAUUUAAGUAUGUCUGUAUUCUUCAAACUUUAUAUUCUGUGAAAUUUAUUUUACAUGAAUAGUCUCGGACAGUCUAAAGAAUAUAUAUAAUAGUAUAUAAAAACAGAUUUUACAAUGUUAUGCUAAUUAUGGUGCCACAUAGCCUUUGUAACUUAAAUUAAGCAAUAGUUUUUGGCACUUUAUCUAAGGAAAUAUGCAUUCAACUAUUUAAAACAAUGUCUUAACUCAGGUUAGGUCACUAAAGCAAGGAAUUUGUGUUUAUUUAAACGAAGAAUUAGCACACACUACAAAAUGU